This is a messenger RNA of Dalotia coriaria, 3549 nucleotides long. RefSeq names its product Na[+]/H[+] hydrogen antiporter 1 (gene Nha1). The record is from RefSeq and is a predicted model, not a curated record. The coding region runs from base 240 to 2363 and encodes 707 amino acids. Gene Ontology annotation, biological process: proton transmembrane transport. Gene Ontology annotation, molecular function: antiporter activity. The transcript has 7 exons. NCBI's taxonomy places the organism in Eukaryota, Metazoa, Arthropoda, Insecta, Coleoptera, Staphylinidae. Gene Ontology annotation, cellular component: membrane.
AUCCAUUCAGAUCAUGAAUGCAAAACAUGAUCUAUCUGAAAACAUAAUAUCUGCAAGUGAUGACAAUUCAUUAUUAAAUAAUCGGGUUUUAAUCAGUUUUAGAUUGUUGAGAAUUUCAAAAAUUUAGAAAAGUUUAAUCUGUAGAUUAGUUAUAUCAAGUGUAAUUAGGUCUUAUAGUAAUCAGUGUUUAUUUGGUUUCUCACGAGAGCGCAUCAUUGUUAUUGUAAAUUUCUUUGAAAAUGUGGGACAAGCACAAGGCAUGCCAAAGUAGUGGAUUUAAAUCUAAAAUGCAACGUUUAAUGAUACCAAAAGUAGUGGUGAUGACAGUAGAUGCAGAAGACCCGCCGGUGACUCAACAACCGACGACACAACCAAACAGUCGAAAAGUAAGCAUCAUAACGCACAACGAUCAAAUGAACAACGGACGCCAUGAUGGCGGACACGACAACAUGGCGUUCGAGUCGCCGCGCAGCCGGAAAGUCUCUUCAAAUUCGGAACACGCCGAAAUCGGUCCGGUGCGGAAGAAAUCCAUCCUGCACAAUGCACAUGCAUUCGAAAACAGUCAACCUAUCACAAAUACGGACAACACCACCAUUAAUACGAUAUACAAUACGUAUGAUUGUACAAUGUUGAAUUCUGAUGAUAAAGCACACGUUAACGGUGAUUCAGUAACAGCAAGGGUGAAAAAACAUUCAGUACAUUCAGUUGCCGAGUCCACAUUCUCCAAAGCAAGAUUUUCUGAUGUUGCCGACGAUGAUAAAAAUGUACCGUGUUGUAACGUGCAGGUUGCCUCCUGGUGGUAUUCAUUGUGCAUGAAAUGCAGGAGCAAAGAGCCUCCGCAUCCAUCAUGGGCUCCACCGAUGUGGAACAAAGUAUGUCCGUAUCCCUUCUGUCCGACAUACAGACAGUUUUCCAGGAUUAUCUCGUUGUCUCUCAUCGGUGUGCUAUUAUGGUUUGUUGUGUAUUCGGUAAUCGGCGAUACGGCAGCACCUGGUGGUCAACUUUUCCAAUUAAUAACAUUAACUUUGGGCGCACACAUUGGCGGCUGGCUGAUGAGUUUGACCAAUUUGCCGGCUUUGAUUGGAAUGUUAUUUGUUGGACUGCUAUUUCAAAACAUUGGAUUAGUUGAAUUUGAUACGGAGUUCAUGGAAGUCAAUAAGGAAUUAAGAAAAAUAGCACUAGUGAUUAUUUUAAUCCGAGCCGGUUUAGAUCUAGAUCCUAAUGCAUUAAAACGGCUAAAAUUCACGGUUAUUAAGGUUGGUCUUGGUCCAUGGAUUGUCGAAGCAGGUGUGAUAGCAAUUUCAACCCAUUUUCUAUUGGACCUUCCCUGGGUUUGGGGCAUACUACUUGGAGUUAUUAUUGCUGCCGUAUCACCAGCUGUGGUAGUGCCCUGUUUGUUUCGAUUGCGAACUAAGGGUUACGGUGUAGCAAAAGGCAUUCCUACCUUGAUCAUUGCAAUAGCCGGUAUUGACGAUGCCACCUCAGUCGCCAUCUUUGGAAUAAUGCAGAGUAUAAUGUUCUCGAAUGAUUCAUUAACAUCGCAAAUCCUACAAGGGCCAAUUUCAAUUAUUGGAGGCAUAGCGUUUGGUGUUUUAUGGGGAGUAGUGUCAUCAUUCGUUCCAGAAAAACAUGAUCCUUUCGUAGUUCCAUUACGAAUUCUCAUGUUACUUGUUGGAGGACUAAUCUCAGUGUUUGGUAGCGAAUUGAUUGGAUAUGGUGGUGCUGGUCCAUUAGCAUGCGUUGCUGCAGCCUUUGUUUCUUUAGUGUGUUGGUCAAAACAAGGCUGGGAGAUAGAAGAAAACCCAGCAGCAACCGCUUUCGAAAUAUUUUGGAUGAUCUUUGAACCUAUUUUGUUUGGUAUCACUGGAGCACAGAUCAAAAUUAACGAAUUGAAUUCACAUCUUGUCACCAUCGGAGUUGGUUGCUUAAUGGCUGGAGUACUGAUUAGAAUCGCAGCUACCAUAGCAUUAUGUAUUGGAUGUAAGCUGAAUUUAAAAGAAAAGAUAUUUGUUUCAUUAAGUUUGAUGGCAAAAGCAACUGUACAGGCUGCACUUGGUCCUGUAACAUUGGGUCUCCUCGCGAGUUCAACUGGAAAAGACAAAGAGUAUGCCGAGACUGUAUUAAUGAUAUGUGUAUUGUCAAUUAUGCUGACGGCACCAACGGGCGCAAUUUUAAUUACAAUUAGCGGACCGCGUUUGCUAACAAAAACGAAGUAUCCAAUAGUCCCUGAAGAAUGGCGACGCAGUCAUAGACCAUCCAUUCGAGACAUUAGUAUUAUUGACGAGGAGGAAGAGCGUGAUGGCGAGUUUGACGAUUCUGUCAGCGAAACGGCCGUACGAGAAAUCCGACACGGAGAAGCAUGAAACAAUAAAAGUCUAUUAAUUCACGGAUUUUGAAGCAACGAAAUCAUACAUUAAUAACAUUUAUAAUUGUUAAAAAGGUGAAGAAAAAAAAGAAUGCUCAAUUGUAUAAAGUAUAUUUAUAUUUAUAAAAAGUAUAAAUAUAAAUACACAGCAUUUUAAAGUUAAAUUUAAAAUGAAGGAUUUUAAAGAUAUUUCAAAAUUGUUUUGUUGUAAUUUAAGAAAAAUUUUAACUGUUUAAUGUAUUUUAUAGAAGCAGCUGCAGAAUUAUUUACCUAUAAGUAUUUAAACAUACGUAUUUAUCGAUAUAUUAUAUAGUUUAUUAUAAAAUAUUUUUUAAUCUGUUGUGGAAAGUUUAAAAAAUAUCACGAAGGUACUUGCUGUACAUACUGUACAUAUUAAACAUUAAUGUUAAAAGAGCGCUUUGAAUGAGUGCUAUAUUAGAUUCUAUAGAACUAAGACAUUGUAUUGAAUUACCCACCUCAAUUACUCAUAGAAAAGGGCGAAACAUAUUGCGUUUCACAUAUUGAGAAGAUUUCGGUUACAUUCUAACUAAAAAUCACUUUCACCACUUUCUUUCCUUUUGUUCUUUGUUAAAGUUUUUUGUGGUGUAAUACCGAAGCAGAGUAGUAGUUUUUUAUGCAGUAUUAUGAAUUGCUGAACAAAACCUGAUGACAUUGCAAACAAAUGUUCUGGACUAACUGGUGGUAAUUAUAUAUACUAGAUAUUAUAAACAAAAGUUGUUUUUAAGCAGUGGUCUAAGAAAAUAUGCAUGUCACAAUGCAGAUAACAAUAAAGAUAAUAAUCAAUUUGAUAUGCUUUUGCAGAAAACCGUAUUUCUUAAAAAUUGUCGUAAAUUUAAACUUGCAAAUGUGAGAAUGUGGUCUUCGUACCACGUAGGGACAGGGUUAGGGGGUGUUUAGAAUACUAGUAUGCUUAAUUAAGGUUUUUUUUAAAAUAGAAACCUUCUAUCGAUGCCAUAACAUUAAUAAAUAUCGUUUCUAGUACCUUGAUAAUAUAAAUUUACUUUUAUCAUUCUAUGUUCGCAUUCGACAAAAAGUGAAAGUUUCAGAACUAAAGUAGGUAUAUAUCUUUCUAUAUUAUUAAUAAAAUAAAUUUUAUUCAUGUACUGUAAGAUACUAACUAUUUUAUAAUGAAUACGUUGGAACUAAUAAAUAAUUAAAAACUC